Messenger RNA from Leptosia nina, 1398 nucleotides. The record is from the annotation of a GenBank genome assembly. NCBI's taxonomy places the organism in Eukaryota, Metazoa, Arthropoda, Insecta, Lepidoptera, Pieridae.
AUGGAGCAGAACGGAGUUAUAACUAUACACCAUAUGCGUCUACACCGCUGUGAAGGGUGCCUCGCGGCCUGCCGACCGGAGCGCCCCGCGCCCCACAACAAUAACACCAUCAUCAGAAGCCACCACCUGAAGCGAGCGAGACGGCCGCCGUACUCCGCCCCCGCCCUCAACAAGGAGAACCACGUGAUGGCUAAUAUGCCGACACUGCCUUCGCCGCCCGACAACGACGCGUUGCCGAUGCCGUGGUUCGGCAUGGACAUCGGCGGCACUCUCACGAAGCUGGUGUACUUCGAGCCGCGCGAGACUAACCGCCGCGAGAUAGACAAGGAGACGGAGAUCCUCAAGAACAUCAGGCGGUACCUCACCAGGAACUCGGCGUACGGGAAGACGGGCCGGCGGGAUGUGCACUUGCAGAUGGAUAACGUGACGAUUCGUGGCCGCCGCGGCACACUCCACUUCAUCCGGUUCCCCACCAGCGAGGUGGGUUCGUUCCUCCAGCUGGCUCGCUCCAAGGGCAUGGCGACCCUGCUCAACACCAUAUACGCGACUGGUGGAGGCGCUUACAAGUUCGAAGAGGACUUUAUCAAGGAGGUGAACAUGCGGCUGUCAAAGUUGGAUGAACUGGACGCGCUGAUAGCCGGCGUGCAGUUCAUCGACUCGAUGAAUCCGCACGAGUGCUACUACUGGGAACCGAACCAGGAUACCCCGCUCGACGAUGACUCGCCGCCCUACUUGGAGCCGUGCCUCAGCCAAUACGUCCGAAAACCCUUCGACUUCUCAUCACCGUAUCCCUUCCUGCUGGUGAACAUUGGCAGUGGCGUCUCCAUGUUGGUGGUGAGCGCGCCCAACGACUACUACCGGGUCAGCGGUACCAGCCUGGGUGGUGGUACGUUCCUCGGGCUGUGCUGCCUGCUGACGGGCUGCAGCAGCUUCGAGGAGGCGAUCUCGCUGGCAGCGUCCGGGGACAACACGACGGUGGACAAGCUCGUUAGGGACAUUUAUGGAGGGGACUACGAGCGGUUCCGCCUUAGGGGCGACCUGGUUGCGAGCAGCUUCGGGCACAUGUGCUCGGCUGAUCGGCGCGCGAAGGUGUCCCGCGAGGACCUCGCCAGGGCGACCCUCGUCACCAUCACCAACAACAUCGGCUCCAUCGCACGGCUCUGCGCGUCCAACCAGAAUAUUCAGAGGGUGGUUUUCUGCGGCAACUUCCUCCGAGUAAACCCUCUCUCCAUGAAGCUGCUGUCGUACGCGAUGUCCUACUGGUCCAAGGGGGCGCUGAAGGCGCUCUUCUUGGAGCACGAGGGGUACUUCGGUGCCGUCGGCUGCCUCCUCCACUACGACAACAAGAAUCAGAAACAGAGAAAUUGCAGCGCGGAGAACGCGCAGUCGGACAGGUGA